Molecule: messenger RNA, 1869 nt
Organism: Varanus komodoensis (Komodo dragon)
Lineage: Eukaryota; Metazoa; Chordata; Lepidosauria; Squamata; Varanidae
Gene: SLC39A7
Product: solute carrier family 39 member 7
Exons: 8
Coding region: 143-1552 (469 amino acids)
Biological process (GO): zinc ion transmembrane transport; intracellular zinc ion homeostasis
Cellular component (GO): membrane
Molecular function (GO): zinc ion transmembrane transporter activity
Source: RefSeq, a predicted model, not a curated record
AACUGCUGGCCGGGGGCGGCCGGAGGAAGGCGGGGCGGGCGCGAGAGCGUUCCCGCGAGGUUUGGGCUGAGUGGGCAGGGCCCGGCUGCCACGUCAGGCUGAAGCCGCCAGCUAACGGACCGCGCGGGCCGGGACGACCACGAUGGCUGCUGGGCGGUUGUUGCGGAGAGGCCGGCUCAGCGGUGCCCUCACCCUCGUCCUGGUGUGCACGACGCUGGUGGGGAGCGCCUCCUCCCAGCAUGAAGGCCCCCAUGGACACGCUCACGAGGACCUGCACCACGGCCACAGCCACGCUCAGCACGGCCACACGCACGAGCAUAUUUGGCAUGGCGACGGGAGCCUCCACGAGGGCCACCACCACGGGCACUCGCACGGGGAACACCACCAUGGGCACAGCCACUCGCACGGCGGCUCUCCGCACGGCCACGGGGACUUGCUUCACGGACAUGGCCACGCGCACGAGGGCCCGCAGGACAGGUACAGCCGUGCCCACCUCCACGAGGACUCCCACCACCACCCGCACAGCCCCUCGCACGAAAAUCAGGCCAGCAGCUCCGGUCAGUCACUUCCAAAGAGAGAGAAGCUGGAACCUCUUCAGUUGUGGAUCUAUGCCAUUGGAGCCACGCUGCUCAUCAGCGCCGCACCCUACUUCAUCCUCUUCCUGAUCCCCGUGGAGUCCAACACCUCCCAGCACCAGGCCCUCCUCAAGCUGCUGCUGAGCUUCGCCUCGGGGGGGCUGCUGGGGGACGCCUUCCUGCACCUCAUCCCUCACGCCCUGGAGCCUCACGCCCACCACGGGGAAGACGCGGAGCACACCCACCUCCACGCGAAGCCCGCUGGCCACGGCCACUCGCACCAGGGUCCUGAGCACCAGCACAUGCUGUCGGUCGGCCUCUGGGUCCUGGGGGGCAUCGUGGCUUUCCUGGUUGUGGAGAAGUUUGUCAGGCACGUGAAGGGAAGCCACGGACACGGCCACGGACACCACGCUGGGCACAGCCAUGCCGCCAAGAGCAAGAACAGCGAUGACGAAGGCGAGAAGGCACCGGCUCGGAGACCCGUGGAAAAAGCAGUCCCCGGGAGGAAGGAGAGCCCCCCCGAGUCUGCAAUGCGUGUGGCGGGGUACCUGAACCUGGCGGCCGACUUCGCCCACAACUUCACGGACGGGCUGGCCCUGGGGGCCUCGUUCCUGGCAGGGGCCACGGUGGGCGCCGUCACCACCCUGACGGUGCUGCUCCACGAGGUGCCCCACGAGGUGGGCGACUUCGCCAUCCUGGUGCAGUCCGGCUGCAGCAAGCGGAAGGCAAUGAAGCUGCAGCUGGUGACGGCCCUGGGGGCGCUGGCGGGCACCGUCUGCUCCCUGCUGGCCGAGGGCGUGGGCGAGGCGGCCACCGCGUGGAUCCUGCCCUUCACGGCGGGCGGCUUCAUCUACGUGGCCACCGUCUCCGUCAUCCCGGAGCUGCUGCAGGAAUCCGGGCCGGUGCAGUCCCUGCUGGAGGUCCUGGGCCUGCUGGGCGGCGUGGCCAUGAUGGUCUUCAUCGCCCAGUACGAGUAGGCGGGGGAGCCGGCCACGGCUUCGGGGGCAACGGCGUCCGGCAGCGCUCGUUCCGUGACCGAAGGGGACAGGAUGCCGGACUUGACUAUUCCCACCUUGCUUUAUCCCGCGCAGAAGCCAAGAGCGAACCUACGAGCCCAGACGUCGCAUCUCUCUCCAGCUCCCUGGCGCCGGCCACUCUUUCGUCUCAAGCCCCGAUCGCCGCCUCUUCUACGGGGCACUGCAGGGGUGGUGGGAGGAGGAAGGCAGUCUGGGGCUCCCGAGGGCCAACUUGACGGUGGGGAUGCCUUUUCUGCAGGGCACAGAAGGAAUCGGGG